AUUUAAAGUAAUUAUACCUUUUUUAGUGGAUUCCUUGCGCAAGGCAGGUUUUUUUUUCUCCACAUAUUAAAUUGUGGUGAUACUAUAUAAAAAUCGUUAUUUACUUGAAUUGGAAAAGGAUAAAAUUUGUAGUUAAUUUCUCAAUGAAAUAAUGACUCUUGGUUCGUCAGUUUCACGCGUAAGUCAGCACGCGUCCUCCGAAACGAUCGAAAGUGACAUGAUCAACGCGUUUCGUGAAAGAAAGAGACACGAUCAGGACGAAGAGGUCGAUGCUGCUGUCAAAAAGUGAAAGGUUGCCUCGAUCCUCACGCAAUCUAAAUUCCCUUUAGUUACAAACUGAUCUCUUCCCCUUGAAGAUCAUAUACCACCGUGGCCCAUCGACGAGAGUAACAGUGGUCAUUUUUUUUAAAUAUAUUCUAAUUUGUCCAUGUAACGCAAUAGUACCUUCAAAAAAUUCAAACAAAGAAAAUUAAAAACAAAAAAUAUAGACAAAAAUAAAAAAGGAGAAAAAAAUAAUUUUUUUCAAACUAUUAAAAAGAUGAACCAAAAACAAUUUUCCAAAAAAAAAUUUUAAAUAAUUGUGCAAAUGUGUGAAAGUUAGUGUGACAUUGAUGAGAGUGAAAUUAGGAAUUUUUAAUUAAUCAAAGAAGAUUUGCAGACUUUUUUUUUCUCAAGUCUUCAUAUAAAAUGUUGAAUUUAUAAUAGAAAUUAAAUUAAUUUUUUAAUUUUAAUAAAAUUGAAAAUCGAAAAAUCAAUGUACAAAUGGCUUGUAACGAUGAUAAAGUGGCUGCAGAAUGUGCAGAAGGGACGAAGAAAAACUGUAUGAUAAAGAUGAGUUCAAUGGAAGAAGAGUGUAUGAUUGAAAGAAGAAGAAUUGCAACUCUUAAAGAAAUCUCCAAUGUUCUUCAAAAUGAACAAACUCCCAGAUAUAAUAGAGAGACUUUUAAAAAGCUCUUUCAAGAAGAGAUAUUUUUGGGAAAAUUAUUCACCCUUUUUGAUCAAAAUCAAGAUGAACAACUGAAUCAAGAUGAAUGGAUUCAUUUCCUAAAAAGAAGACUUACAAAUGAUAAACAAAAUGAGAUGGUCGAUCAAAUUGAAAGUGUCGCAUAUGCAUUAAUUGGAGAUAGGCCUGUAACUCCCACGGCUUUUUGUCAAAUAUUUCAAACAAAAGGGGUGGUCGACAAAUUAUUUCGACUGAUCGAUCAAGAAAAUAUUGGCAAUGUAACGAUACAACAAAUUAUGGAAUUACUUUCAAAUGUUAGCAGUACGAGUUCACCUCUUUGCAUUGAUCCGAGGAAUCUUGUUUGGUUGGAAACUUUAUUCAAAGAAACUGUUGGCCAUGAACGAGAAAUUCGUCGAGAAGAAUUUAAAAAAAUUAUGGUGUCUAAAAAUCCAUUCUUCACGGAAAGGGUCUUUCAAAUUUUUGAUACCGAUAAUUCUGGUUCGAUAUCCUUACAAGAAUUUCUUGAUGCGAUAAACCAGUUCGCCGGAAAAACGCCAGAUGACAAAAUCAGAUUUCUAUUUAAGGUGUAUGACAUCGAUGGGGACGGUCUGAUUCAGCUUCGAGAAUUGGAGGAUGUCAUGAGAGCUUGCAUGGAAGAAAAUGGAAUGAAAUUUAGUGAUGAACAAAUUACAGACUUGACUAUGGCACUAUUUGAAGAUUCUGAUCAAGGAAAUCGCGGUGCAAUUACAUUUGAAGCAUUAAAAAUGCAACUUGAAAAACAUGAUGGACUUCUGGAAAAUCUAUCCAUUAGCAUAGACAGAUGGAUGGUGCCUCCAAAACCAGAGCCAAAGAGAAAAUCCUUUUUAGCAUUUCUAUUAUCUUUACGUCCAUAUCAAUUGACAAAACCUUACAUCAAAAAUAAUUAUGUAUACAUUGCAUUUCUGUCACUUUUUAUAUUGAUAAAUUCUAUUUUAUUUUUCUCGAAACUUGUUGAAUAUAAGGAUAAAAAUGGUUUUGUUAUGUUUGCCCGAGCUUGCGGUCAAUGUUUGAAUUUUAAUUUUACAUUUAGUUUAAUUUUAAUGCUCCGACAAUCCAUUACAUUUCUACGAACACAUGGAUUCAAUUCAAUACUUCCAUUGGAUCAUCAUAUAUAUCUCCAUAAAGUAACUGGAAUAUUUAUUGUGAUUUUUAGCUUUAUUCAUGCUUUAAUGCAUAUUCUUAAUUAUGGUAUAAUGGUGGUAAAUGAUGAGCAAUUAAACAGUUCCAAUUAUACAAUGACAGAAUGGCUUUUAACAACUCGACCGAAAUUAUAUGGGCUGAUACCAGGAGCAGCAAAUCCAACUGGUUUAAUUAUACUUGUUCUUUUAAUUAUUUUAGCUGUUUGCUCAAUGCCUUUUGUUAGAAGAGGAGGUUGUUUUGAGAUAUUUUACUGGACACAUUUAUUGUACAUACCUAUAUGGUUUUUGACAAUUUUCCAUGCGCCGAAUUUUUGGAAAUGGAUGUUUAUUCCAGGUGCCAUUUAUCUUAUGGAAAGAAUUCAUCGUUUUAUGUGGUUGCGAUCUCAACGUGGUAGAACGUACAUUAGCUCUGGUCUUCUUUUACCUUCAAAAGUCACUCACCUAGUCAUUAAAAGACCACCUCAUCUUGAUUUUCAUCCUGGAGAUUAUGUUUUUGUUAAUAUUCCUGUGAUUGCAAAAUAUGAAUGGCAUCCAUUCACUAUUAGCAGUGCACCAGAGCAAGAAGAUUACAUGUGGCUUCAUAUUAGAGCAGUGGGCGAAUGGACAAGUAGAUUGUAUUCUUAUUUUGAAAGAGAACAAUUCAAACUACAUCGAGGAGGUGUUAUACCUGAUGGAUGCAAUAAUGGAAGAAAACUUUCCUAUCAAAAUGUUAUGACAAAAAGAGCGGCUCUUAGCGAUAAGCAAUUUUCUCUAGAUUCAUUAGAUGAUUCUCGAGGACAUGAUAAUCCAAUUUUUACAACGGAUGAAAGUAAAACAUCAAAUUCAAUAAUUAAUUCGCCUGUAACGUUAUCUUCAUCAACAGAAAGCACUUUGGAGAAAACGUCACGUGAGCGAAAAUUGCAUCAAUUGAUGCAUAUCAAUAAAAUGCCCCUUGAAAAAUCACAUUCUGUGCCUGAUAUGCAAAUCAAGAUCAAGAAACGAGCACGACUUAUGGCACUUCGCGAUUAUAUGAGAUCUGAAUCGGAGAAAAGUUUCGACGAAUGUAAAAUUCGUCGAGCACGACUCAAAUCAUUGGGUAUAGCCUAUUCGAGUCCACAAAAUAAAUCACUUGCACAAAGUUUUCGUUAUAUGAGAACAAAACCAACAAUAAUUGCAUUUAAAACACCAAGUUUGGAAAGUUGUGAUGACGAUGACAAUUUCCUUGUAAAUGAAUCUUCCCCUAAUGCCCAGUCAAAUGAAGGAAUUAUCAAUUCCAAAGAAAUACCGGAAAUAGCUGCAGAAGAAGGUCGAGUUGCAAAAUCUCCGGAUAAAGAAAUUAGACGAAAAACAUUGCAGGAUAUAAAUUAUGAAGAAUUAGCUUGUCAAUCAUCUAUUACUUAUCCUGUUGGAAAACCACUUGAUAUAUACCUUGAUGGUCCAUAUGGAGCACCUUCCAGUCAUAUAUUCCAGGCACAGCAUGCGGUGUUGAUAGGAGCCGGUAUUGGCGUCACUCCAUUCGCUUCAAUUCUUCAAUCAAUUAUGCAUAGAUACUGGAAAGUCAGGCACACGUGUCCAAAAUGCUCCUUUUCCUGGGCCAACGAAAUACCGCCUACGGUCAUGCACCUGCGAAAGGUGGAUUUCUUUUGGAUAAAUCGAGAUCAACGAUCGUUUGAAUGGUUUGUUAACUUGCUCUCACAACUUGAAAUAGAGCAAGCCGAACUUGGAGCUACUAUGGAACGAUUCCUUGAAAUGCACAUGUACAUUACAAGUGCAUUACAGAAAAAUGAUAUGAAAGCAAUUGGUCUUCAACUUGCCAUGGAUCUUUUACAUGAAAAAGAAAAAAGGGAUCUCAUUACUGGAUUGAAGACUAGGACCAAUGCGGGGCGUCCAAACUGGGACAAGGUCUUCAAACAGCUCCAGGAACGAAAAAAAGGAAAGGUGACGGUAUUUUAUUGUGGUCCACCGCAGCUAGCAAGAAUGUUGAGGUACAAGUGUGAUCAAUUUGGUUUUAGUUUUCGAAAAGAAUCCUUCUAAGAGAAACAUAAAACCGCUAUAAAAAUUAAAGCAAAAAAAUAUUCUGUAAUUUUCUGAUAAGUUGUUAAUUCUAUAAACAUUAAUAUCAUCCAUGAAAAUAUAACAAAAAUCAAUAUCGUAAAUUAACAAACUCUUGUUACCAAAUUUUCACACCUAAUCAAAAAUAAAAUUUAAUUAAGAUUACAUAUUUUCAAUUAUAUAGAUGUAGGGAUUUUUUUUUUUUUACUUUUAAACUUAAACUAUUUCUCAAUUAAAAUAUUUUUUAAUAUUAAUUGUA
Leptopilina boulardi is the source of this 4411-nucleotide messenger RNA. RefSeq names its product NADPH oxidase 5 (gene Nox). Lineage: Eukaryota; Metazoa; Arthropoda; Insecta; Hymenoptera; Figitidae. Gene Ontology annotation, cellular component: plasma membrane; NADPH oxidase complex. Bases 763 to 4134 code for a protein of 1123 amino acids. Gene Ontology annotation, biological process: superoxide anion generation; defense response. The record is from RefSeq and is a predicted model, not a curated record. The transcript is spliced from 19 exons. Gene Ontology annotation, molecular function: calcium ion binding; superoxide-generating NAD(P)H oxidase activity.